AUGCCGGGAGGAGAGUCAACGCGACGGUCAAGAAGAACAAAUCUAGGACAACCACCACGUCGACUCGGAGAAGAAGAAGAAACCUUGGAACAAGACAGCAACAGAACUGUUCGAUUUCGCGACGAAAACCUCGAAGAAAUUAUCGACAACAGAACUGCCCAAGUUGAAAUGGAUCAAGGGCAAGGUGCAGCACCACAACAGGGUGCAGACGCGAAUGCAGCAAACCAAGGAAACAACCAGAAUGUUGCAAACAAUCCGGCACAAGCCGCUGGGAACAAUGCGGGUCAAGCAGUGACCCCACAGUUACGCCAAGUGAUUGCGACUGAAAUUGCGAAUGCGAUAGGGCCGCUAAUGCAACUGCUCCAAGGACAACAGCAACAGCCGCCACAGCAAGCCCAACCUCAAGCACAACAGCAACCACCAGCGCCACAUCAGCAGCAGCAGCCACCAGCACAACAGAUCCAAGGACAGCAGCAACAGCCGCCACAGCAGGCACAACCGCUAGCGCAACAACAGCCUCUAGCGCAACAACAGCCUGCACAACAACAGCUGCCGCCACUACAAAAUCCUCCGGUACCGCAACCACAACCAGCUGCUGCCGCCGCAGUCCAACAACCACAAAUUGUAAUGGCGUCAAUGUCCACCUUUCCACAAGGGACCGACCCAAUGAUUGAUCCCAAGGAUCCUGUGCAUGGUCGCCUUAAUCGGAGUAUGUAUAACGAGGCCAAGGAGGAACUCAAGACCAAGAUUGACGGGAAGAACUUGAGCAUGGUUAUCUCGGAACUCAGGGAGAGAUGCAGUGCGAUCAACUGCAUGGACCUAUUCAACGUUGUCACCACAAAUGGGACAAAGAAUCUACUCAAGCACUAUGGAGAGAUCACAUUCCAAGAUACACGCCAAGAAGCCAGUCAACGUUGGAUGGUCGCCAAUUGGCACACUCAAGCACGAUACUUAAUCGGAAUGUGCUUGCUUCGGUCCAUGACAGAAAUGUUCAAAUUGCGGAUGACGCAGAAGAGGCAUCUGUACAAUAUGCCCAAUGAUCAACCCGAUGGACCUCUCAUUUUUAAAGUGAUGUGUGAUGUUGUGCGCCCUUCGACACGGAACACCACACAAACGCUGAUCAAUCGGAUUCAAACAAUGAGACCUCGUGAAUUCAACAACAACAUUAUCCAAUUCAACAAGAAAUUCACAUCACUGAAGGAACAAAUUCGUGCACAACAGGGCGGGAGCAACUCUCUAACAGAAGAAUUGUUGUACAACGCCCUUGUUUUGGCUUACGACUCUGUGGAUCAAGAUCAAUUCAAAGCAUUCAUGGGAGUAAAGGACAAUUCAGCUAUCCAACCCCACGAAGACCUUAUGUCAGAAGCCGAUGCAAAAUUCCUAGACCUGGGCGAGAAGAAAGUAUGGAACGUCCCUUCACAAAGUCAACAGAUCGUGUCCUUAACGACACUAAUCUCCAAGGCAGAAAAGAAGACUAUCGAUGUCCAACAACAACUGGACAAGUCGAAACAGUCUCGCAAGGAAAAAUCCAAACGUAAAACUUCACCUGUUGAUGAAGCAGCCGACAGUGGCAAGAGACAGCGGCAGACCGACUUCGAUAGAUGGAUGCUUACCAAACCCAAGAAGGGAGAGGAGACCAAGGUGGUCCAAAAGAAAGGUCCAAAUGGACAAGUGAAAGGAUGGAACUGGUGCAACAAACACAAGAAAAUGGUCUUAGCGAUUGGACAAGAUGGGCGACCACACAAUUCGGAUACCUGUGCAUUGAGCAAGACACAGUCCAAUAGCAACCCAAAGCGAGCCAAGAAGCAACUUUGUGUCAACGCCCUCAAGGCAGCACUUGCGCUGGAAGACGAUAGUGAAUCUGACAACGCAGCAAGCAACAGUGACGGUACGGGCGAAUUCCCAACAAACGACGACGGAAGUAACGAGAGCGAUUCCGAUAAUGACUCCUGA
Molecule: messenger RNA, 1953 nt
Organism: Cylindrotheca closterium
Lineage: Eukaryota; Bacillariophyta; Bacillariophyceae; Bacillariales; Bacillariaceae
Source: the annotation of a GenBank genome assembly